AUGGACAGAUGGUUCUACAGCCAGCAGAUUGGUCAGGAUGUGGGCAAAGCUCCAGAGGCAUUUGUUUCAAUCCAACUGGAGAAACUAGGCCCCCGUGACAUGAUGUUGAAUGAGUUUAUUAAUAAGAAGAGCAGCGCAGGGCCGCUGAUGAAAAACCCUGAGGAAGUGGAAAAAAUCAAAAGACAGUUAAUUCUUGUCUACUGCCACAGGUAUACUUUCUUCAUUCAAGCUUGUUUCCUGGAGCAAGUUUGUCGGAAAGCCUUGUACCAGACUUUAGAGAUUGUGGCAGCACUUCACGACAUUGUCUCAUACUUGUGCUGUUUUGCACGGCUUGGAAACUCUCCUCCAUUGGGACCUCAGAGUGUGCAGCCACUAGCCGCUGAGUGGGGAGGACUCGAAGGCAUUGGUUCUGAGCUUCAGGAGAUUCAGGCUCAGGUCGAUGAUCUUUCCAAUCCACGAGACCCCGCCUCAGUCGCAAAGCUCCUCAUCCUCAAAAGAGAGGUCAUGUUCUUGCAGUUUGAUGCUGCUGUUCGCCAUUUAAUUAGAGAAACUUUCUUGUCUGUUGGCAAUGUGGCAGCAUUUCAAUCAGUGACAGACUCUAUGUGUCAAGCACUGUCAACCAUGAGUAACUCUGCAGACAGCAGCCUGUAUGGAUCAUUGCUUACUCUACCAGCGCCCUUGGAUGCCUGGAGUCACAAGUAUUUUCUGUUCCAGGCCUCUGUACUCUUUCCGUGGAGGACGUUCUUAGCAAGAGAAGGAUUUGUCCCAGUGAUGCUUGGCAACUUCCAAAUUAUUGAGUACGGGAUGCAGAUCUGCCUGUGUAGACUGAAUGAUCAUGACCGAAGUGUAGCUAAUGCUGAGCUACUUGGUGUCUCUCUUUUGAUGGAAGACGUGAUACAGAGCGGGAGUGACCUAUUGAAUGAAAAGGAUGCGGAGUCAAGUAUUGACUCGGUGACGAAAACUCAGCAGGAGGAUGCUGUUGAAUUAAAAGAAGAUGGAAAACAAUCCUCAGACAGCAGAGUAGCUCCCUCUUUGAAAGCAAGGGACCCUACAUCAGUGUUCAUGGCUCUUAAAUCAUUCUUAAUAUUAUGGAAACAACUUGAGGUGUUUAAGGAGGAAUGGGGCAGGUUAAAGCUUAGCGUGGAACAAAUCAACUCUGUGAGCCUCUACAAACAAUUUUGCAAAGUUUACAGAAUGGAAAUCCUGUACCCAGUUUUGACAGUGAUCACCGGUCAAAUAGGCAUGGAAGAUGAGUACGAGAGAAUGAUGAUGGACAACCAGCUACUACUCCCACCAGAGGGGACAUCAAAAGCAGAGAUGAAAACUCAACAGCUGCACAAAAUUCUUGAAAGCAUGGAAUGUUACAUGAUCCAUGAGCUUCAAAAGAAAAUCGCAAAGGAGGUAACACUCGUUAUGUCAGAAAGAGCCAGAGGUGAAGCAACUCUGCCAAUAGAUGUUUGGAAGCAUUCAGCCAUGACAGAAAAUGUCUUGUUAGUCAGGCCUCAAAUUGUUGAAAGCUUUGUUCAAAAAUUGAAGGAGCAUUCACAGGAGACUGAUAAAGAGAUUACUUUCAGCAAAGACCAUUUAAGAGACUGCCUUCUGUCUCUAGCCUGUGAUGUAAUGGGGAGAGAGCGCAGCAACUUUGAGACUUAUUCCAUGUGCUAUGAAAACAUACUUCGUCAGGAACACCAACUGCUUUACCAAAAGGAACAGGAAAUAAAGGGAAUGCAGAAAUCCCAAACACCAUCUACAACACUUAGCUGCCAGUUAGCUGACCUCAGUCAUGAGAUAAUUAUCGAGAUCACAGCUCUGCGGGCAAAGCUGGCCAACCUGGAGGAAGAGAAUGCGAAGCUGAAAGAUGAGAUCAGGAAAGAAGUGAGACAGGAAUAUGAUGCUUUGGUCAGAGAUCUCUUUGCAUCCUGCUUUGCAUUAAAGGGAAAGCUGGAUGAAUACCAUAUUAACAUGAACAAAACGGUCUGUGAACUGAUCAAUGAAGUGAGAAGGACAGGGGUGGAAAACAUGAUUAUCCUCAAGAGAAAGAUUGGCUCGACAAAGAACGAUGAAACCUUAAAAGAGAACUUGACACAGCAAAAUCAGCUACAGUCCUUACGGGAAGAGAACAGUAAACUGGAGAGAUUGGUUUGUCAGCUGAAAACGCUGAGCUGCUGGCGACAGACAGUAAAGCAGAAACAGUUCCAACGAUCUUGCACUGCCUUGGAGCAGGAAGUCGUAAAAGUCAAGAAACGUUAUCUCAAUAUUAAAAUGCUGGCGGAAGAGGAAGUGCUUUUACUGCGUCAGCAACUCUCUGCCGUACAGAAAGCUCUGAGCAAGUCCCAGUCGGAGAAUGAUAAAAUGAAGAAAGAACUGGAAAAAGAGAAAUGGCUGCUGAAGGAGUACGAGCACAAGGCUUCUCAAGAGUUGAAGAGCCGACAGCAGCUGGACAGUGUGAAAGCAUCCAACAUGGAACGACUGUUGAAUGACAUGGAGGAGAAGGAACAGAGGUUCCAUCUACUAAGCACUGAGUUUGAGAGAUCUUCCAAAAUGGCUCAAAUCCAGCACAAUAAGAUCGAUAAGGAGAUCAAACAGGUACGCUGUAAGCUGGUCCAAGAGCGCAACUUGAAACUAGAUGCCUUCCAACGAGUCAGUGAAUUGCAGAACCAGAUGAAUGACUUUGAGGUAGCUUUGUCUCUAAGAGGCAGUGCUACAGAGAACAGGAAGAAAUUACCAUCAUACCUUUGUCGCAGUGCAAGCAGCUUCAGAAGUAUUUUACCAGGCAUGGGAUUACCAACUCCCUGUCACGCCCACUCCUCACUAAUUUCUAGGGACCAUCCUCAACGCUGUUUGACUACUGAUUCAAAGACCACUGAUGUGAGCAGAACGAUUACUGAUCGAGGAAGGAGGGUGCAAAGGCCAAAAACAGUUCCAAGCAGACUCCGCAACAAAGUGGUGGAAGCACUGUUGCCAGAAUUGGAGGAACCAAAUCACCAUGAUCUUCUCCUAGAACUGCAAGACUACAGAUUAAAUCAGAAAUAACAGAGACACCUAUCAACAAACUGCACAAUCAAAAUAGGAAAGCAGAAAAAUCAGGACAUGGGAGUGAAAGUAUGUUUACUGUAGCCUAAUUUUGCAAUCCUUUUCUAUGAAAUUCUUGAGCACUAUAUCAUGGAGAUUUGCCCGAUUCCAAACAAGAUGCUAUUAUGCCAAUCAAUCGCUGUUACAUUGAUUGAAAAUCUGACGGAGGAUUGUGUGUUCUGGCUUCCUCACCAUUACUUUUGGUCAUCAAGGUUUGUUUUCCCCCCCCCCCACCCGCCAGUCAAGUCCGUACCAUUCAGCAGACAAGACAGACUCGAACUGGUGAAUGUAGUCUUUAAUAUUGGAUCCAAUAAAAAUGUGCUGAGGGUAUUUGGAUU
This is a messenger RNA of Hemiscyllium ocellatum (epaulette shark), 3410 nucleotides long. RefSeq names its product coiled-coil domain-containing protein 162-like. The record is from RefSeq and is a predicted model, not a curated record. Lineage: Eukaryota; Metazoa; Chordata; Chondrichthyes; Orectolobiformes; Hemiscylliidae. The transcript is spliced from 23 exons. Bases 1 to 3033 code for a protein of 1010 amino acids.